Molecule: messenger RNA, 2891 nt
Organism: Diatraea saccharalis (sugarcane borer)
Lineage: Eukaryota; Metazoa; Arthropoda; Insecta; Lepidoptera; Crambidae
Source: the annotation of a GenBank genome assembly
UCGUAUUUAUAAAAAAGGCGAAAUAUGCGUAUGAGAAUUUGCUUAAGACUAUCAAUAAUUUGUAUUAUAAAUUAAUGUAAACUAAUAAAAAUGUUAUGUUAAUUAUCUUUGUUUUAUUUGUCUAUCUCUGACGUUGUUAUUAUUAUUUAGUUGUAAGAUUGUUGGCCACCCGGGAAGGUCCACAUUAAUAUCAACAUUUCGAUGCAAGUACAUAAAUAACUCUACCUAAUUCCGACCUUUGGUGAUAACCCCAAUUUCAUAUGUAAGGACCUAAUAUAUCGAUAUGUAUUUUUUAUCGAAUAUAUACUUUCCCUAGUCAAAUGUCACCUAGAGUAUUAUUGUUCUGUGAUGUCACCUGUGACCUGUCAAUCGGCUAAUCUGUCGGUUUUGGAUUUGGUGUACAAUAAUAUGUUAUUAUUGUUCAAUAAUUAAAGUAGAAAAAUAAUAACUAUACUUUUGAGUGAGUGAUCAAAUUAUAUUUUUUAUUGUAAAAUUGUUGCUUUAAUGAUCCAAAUGAAUUAGAAUAAUAAAAUGUUUGUUGAUAUUUUAUUUGAUGUAUAUUUAUUAUAUAUUUUUAACCAAUAAUUUAGGUGUUCAUAAAAGACUAGUAAGGUAACAAAAGACCAAUAUGCACAAUGUUGGAGGGUCUAGUGGCUUGGGUUCUAAACAAUUACCUUGGAAAAUAUGUGGAGAACUUGAAUACGGAUCAGCUGAGUGUAGCUCUUUUAUCUGGCAAAGUAGAAUUAGAAAAUCUACCAUUGAAAAAAGAUGCAUUACGUCAUCUUGGACUGCCAGUCGAAGUCAAAACAGGCUUCAUUGGUAAAGUGCAGCUGCAGGUGCCAGUUCGUCAGAUACGCUCUGCUCCAUGGUUGAUAGCUAUUGAAAAACUUUAUGUUGUUGUUACCCCUGUCAAUCUGGAUGAGGUGGAAAGCACAGGAACAUUUUGUUUACUGAUGAGAAAAUUUUCAACAUUGAAUAACAUUUCCAACAAGCAAAAUAACCCUGUUUACACCCACAAUUCUAAAGAAGCAUCCCAAGUUGUAGAAAGUGUCCAGAGAGGCCACUACCUCAUGUCAGUGAUGGUUUGGUGGAGGGUGUCCUACCACGGUUGGGAUAGUGAAGUAGAAGCGAACAUCGCUCAUGAGCGGAAGGUGGCGUUACUAGAUGCACUAGAAGCACAAUGGCGGGCCGACCACGAAGCUUGCGAUGCUGGAUAUUACGCCACCUCUUACUCCUCCUGGCUCAGCUAUGGCACAGGCCUACUCGCCAACAUUGUCGAGAAUUUGCAGCUAAAACUAUACGACGUGCACAUACGUUACGAGGACGCGUUGACGUGCGCGCCGUGCGCAUUCGCGUGCGGCCUCACGGUGGAGGCGCUCACCGCGGAGUCGUGCGACGAACGGUGGCGGCGCGGCUUCACGCUGCUGAGCGACACCGACGGAUGCUCCUUCAAGCUGCUGGAGCUCCAGCGGCUCGCCGUCUACUGGGAUCCCGUCGAGGUGCCCGGGGGCAUGUACGCGGGCUGCGUCGUUCCAGAAUUGACGGAGCGCAUGGGCGGCAGCUGGCGCGCGCCGCACCGCUACGUGGUGGCGCCGGCGGGGGCGCGCGCGCGCGUGCGGCGCGAGCGCACGGGGCAGCCGCUGCGCUCGCGCACGCGCCCGCGCCUCGCCUGCCAUCUCGCGCUCGACGCCGUCACGCUCAACCUGGCGUCGAAAGAGGUUGUGAUAUACGCUAAAAAUAAAAGAUAUAAAACGAUGACGUGUGUUAUGGUGCAGUGGCAGUACGACGGCCUGGUGGGGUGCGCGGCGGGCCUGGCCCGCAUCGCGCGCGUGCGCGAGUACCGCGCGCUCCGCCCCGCCGCGCCCGUCCGCGGCCACGCGCGCCGCUGGUGGCUGUACGCGCUCUCCUGCCACGUGCGCGAACAUCCAUGGACGGAGCCUAAGCCGUCGUGGUCGUCGUGCGUGGAGCGCGCUCGCCAGACCCGCCGGUACGUGGACACGUGCGCGAGCAUGCUCGCCAACCCCGCCGCCGCGCUGCCGCCCGACGAUAAGCGGGCCAAGGACGAGUUCGAGUACGCCACGCCUCUGUAUAUACUCAAGGCACUGAGAGAGGCGGCAAUGAGAAAAGUUCCAAAAUCCACACCGGUGUCGACGCCGGAGAAGCCUGGUGGUUCCGGGCGCAGUAUGCUGGUGCACUGGUUCCCGCAGUGGUGGGGGUGGUACGGCAACCCCGACGCCCCCGCCCCCGCUCCUGCGCCCUCCCCCUCCGCGCCCUCCCCCGCGCCCGCGCCCGAACUCGAGGAGGAGAUUCUCGACGUGCUCGCCGACUCUAUCGAGAAUAACACGCUGCUCAAAAGGGACACCGUGUUCGGAAAGUUCGAAUUCGAGCUAUCGAAAGGCAGCCUCAACCUGUCCACCGAGGACGAAGCCGAUCUCGAAGUCGACGCGGCCCCGGAGCGGGCGCCGGCGGGCGUGACGCUGCAGUACAGCGGCGUGCGCGCGUGCGUGGAGGCGCGCCCGCGCGGGGGCUCCCUGGCGCUGCGCCUGGCGCUGGGCGCCGUCAGCCUGCGCGAGCGCCUCACGCCGCGCACGCUCUACCCCGUGCUGGUGGCGCCGCAGGGGAUGAUCCGCGAGGGCCUGAGCGGCCUGAACGCGGCGUGCGCGGGGCCCGCGCCCCCGCCGUCCCCCGCGCAGGAGCCGCUGUUCCAGCUCACGUACGAGAAGAAACCUUUCGGCGUCAACGUCGAUUACAAGUCAGUCUCCGAUAAUUUAGUAGCCGUGCGACUGAUCGCAGGGGCCGGCCGGCCCGAGAGUGAGCCGUCCGCGAAACUUAACGAUCCGCGAGUUGACCGUAGACGAAAAAGAAAUUAUUUUAUGUGUAAUCCCCAGUGA